CAGAAAUCCGAUUUCUUUAGUUUCACUCGAUCUUUUUUUCUAUAUAAACCAUGCAAUCGAAUCGUCUUUCAAAAGAAGAAUAUCGUAAACAAAAAGAUCUGGAUGCGGCUCGUAAAGCCGGUACAGCACCUGCAGAAGUCGACGAUGAAGGCAACGAAAUCAAUCCUCAUACCCCCCAGUUCAUGUUAAAGGCGCCAUGGUACGUUGAUACCGGCAAAGUCUCUCUGAAGCAUCAACGUGCUCCAGAAAAACGAAAAGGCACAAAGUUUGGUGCAGAAGACAAUUACUGGUAUGCCAGAGGUCAACGAGCAGGACCAGCAGCAACUAAAUACCGAAAGGGCGCAUGCGAAAACUGCGGUGCAUUAUCGCACAAGACCAGAGAUUGUGUUGAACGACCACGCAAAAAGGGUGCCAAAUGGAGCGGAAAGAAUAUUCAAGCAGACGAGAUUAUUCAGAAUCCAGAUUUAGAGUGGGACGAAAAGCGGGAUCGAUGGAAAGGCUAUGAUCCUCGAGAGCACGACAAGGUUAUUGAAGAAUACGAGAAAGUGGAAGAGGCUCGACGAGCGAAUAAGGCAACAGAGUUGGAUAAGCAAGGCCCAACAACGACGUCAGAAGUCAAAAAGCUGGCUCGUUUAUCCGACGACGAAGAUGACGACGAAGAUAAAUACGCAGAUCAAGCUGAUAUGCCUGGUCAGCAUGUCAACACAAAGACAAGAACGACGAUUCGUAAUUUGAGAAUUCGUGAAGAUACCGCCAAAUAUCUGUUGAAUUUGGAUACUGAGUCAGCAUACUACGAUCCCAAGACACGUUCUAUGCGUGAUAAUCCACUCAAAGACAAAGAAUCCGACGAAGUCCCGUUUGCUGGCGACAACUUUGUACGCUACGGUGGUGACGCGCCGGACAUGGCCAAGGUGCAACUGUUUGCUUGGCAAGCUGCCGACAGAGGCAGUGAUGUUCAUUUACAAGCCAAUCCAACACAAGUCGCCAUCCUGCACAAGGAAUACGAGUCAAAGAAGGACAAGGUGCGCGAUACAACACACAAAAAUAUUCUCUCAAAGUAUGGUGGCGAGGAGCAUUUGGAAGCGCCGGCCAAAGAAUUGCUAUUGGCGCAAACAGAAAACUAUGUUGAGUACUCGCGUACCGGUCGGGUCAUCAAGGGCCAAGAACGGGCAAAGGCACGAUCAAAAUACGAAGAAGAUGUGUUCCUCAACAAUCACACAACUGUCUGGGGUUCAUACUGGCUGGAUGGCAAGUGGGGAUACAGCUGCUGCAGAUCGUUUGUGUACAACUCGUAUUGUAGUGGUGCUGCUGGUAUUGAAGCCCAUAAAGCAUCAGAAGAAUAUUCUCGGGGAAUAGCAGCUUAGAUAUGAUAUUUGUAUCAUAUGUGUCAUUAUGGAACGAAGCAAUAAAUCUGCUAUUUUCAUUUGAG
This is a messenger RNA of Zychaea mexicana, 1429 nucleotides long. Its product is annotated as Pre-mRNA splicing Prp18-interacting factor-domain-containing protein. Gene Ontology annotation, molecular function: pre-mRNA 3'-splice site binding. Gene Ontology annotation, biological process: mRNA splicing, via spliceosome. Gene Ontology annotation, cellular component: spliceosomal complex. The coding region runs from base 51 to 1364 and encodes 437 amino acids. NCBI's taxonomy places the organism in Eukaryota, Fungi, Mucoromycota, Mucoromycetes, Mucorales, Lichtheimiaceae. The transcript is spliced from 4 exons. The record is from RefSeq and is a predicted model, not a curated record.